This is a messenger RNA of Choloepus didactylus (southern two-toed sloth), 5286 nucleotides long. It is a transcript of the gene IRF4, whose product is annotated as interferon regulatory factor 4. The record is from RefSeq and is a predicted model, not a curated record. Bases 74 to 1432 code for a protein of 452 amino acids. Gene Ontology annotation, molecular function: RNA polymerase II cis-regulatory region sequence-specific DNA binding; protein binding; DNA-binding transcription factor activity, RNA polymerase II-specific. Gene Ontology annotation, biological process: regulation of transcription by RNA polymerase II; immune system process. NCBI's taxonomy places the organism in Eukaryota, Metazoa, Chordata, Mammalia, Pilosa, Megalonychidae. The transcript has 9 exons. Gene Ontology annotation, cellular component: nucleus.
ACUUGACACCGACGCUCCCCUCAGCUCCGAGGCGCGAGCGAGCUCGGCGCGGCGGCCGCGGGAUCCCGGCGGCAUGAACCUGGAGGGCGGCGGCGGCCGGGCGGGCGAGUUCGGGAUGAGUUCUGUGAGCUGCGGCAACGGGAAGCUCCGCCAGUGGCUCAUCGACCAGAUCGACAGCGGCAAGUACCCGGGGCUGGUGUGGGAGAACGAAGAGAAGAGCAUCUUCCGCAUCCCCUGGAAGCACGCGGGCAAGCAGGACUACAACCGCGAGGAGGACGCAGCCCUCUUCAAGGCUUGGGCACUAUUUAAAGGAAAGUUCCGAGAAGGCAUCGACAAGCCAGACCCACCAACCUGGAAGACACGCUUGCGAUGUGCUUUGAACAAGAGCAACGAUUUUGAGGAACUGGUAGAAAGGAGCCAACUGGACAUCUCAGAUCCAUACAAAGUCUACAGGAUCGUUCCCGAGGGAGCCAAAAAAGGAGCAAAGCAGCUUGCCCUAGAGGACCCACAGAUGGCAGUAGGCCAUCCUUAUGCUAUGACAGCUUCUUACCCUUCGCUCCCGUCUCAGCAGGUUCAUAACUACAUGAUGCCCCCCCACGACCGAGGCUGGCGGGAGUAUGUCCCCGACCAGCCGCACCCGGAGAUCUCCUACCAGUGCCCCAUGACGUUCGGACCCCGCAGCCAUCACUGGCAAGGCCCUGCUUGUGAGAAUGGUUGCCAGGUGACAGGAACCUUUUAUGCUUGUGCCCCACCUGAGUCCCAGGCUCCAGGAAUCCCCAUAGAGCCAAGCAUAAGGUCUGCCGAAGCCUUGGCGCUCUCAGAUUGCAGGCUCCACAUCUGCUUGUACUACCGGGAGAUGCUGGUGAAGGAGCUGACGACCUCCAGCCCCGAAGGCUGUCGCAUCUCCCACGGGCACACCUACGAAGCCAGCAACCUGGACCAGGUUCUCUUCCCCUACCCGGAGGACAACGGCCAGAGGAAGAACAUUGAGAAGCUGCUGAGUCACCUGGAGAGGGGCGUGGUGCUCUGGAUGGCGCCCGACGGGCUCUACGCCAAGAGACUUUGCCAGAGCAGAAUCUACUGGGACGGACCCGUGGCCCCGUGCAGUGACCGGCCCAACAAGCUGGAGAGAGACCAGACCUGCAAGCUUUUUGACACGCAGCAGUUUUUAUCAGAGCUGCAGGCGUUUGCUCACCACGGCCGCUCCCUGCCCAGAUUCCAGGUGACCCUGUGCUUCGGGGAGGAGUUUCCAGAUCCGCAGAGGCAAAGGAAGCUCAUCACGGCCCACGUCGAACCUCUCUUAGCCAGACAACUAUACUAUUUUGCUCAACAAAACACUGGACAUUUCCUGAGGGGCUAUGAUUUGCCCGAACACAUCAGCAGCCCAGAGGACUAUCACAGGUCUCUCCGCCAUUCCUCUAUUCAAGAGUGAAAAACGUCAAGACAAGUGAUUUUGGCUUCAUUGUAAAUAUUUGACUUGUAACCAGUACGGCAGAUUGACCCACUUCCCUUUUGCUUUUGAGGAACUUGGAAAUGGGGGCUUCAGCUCAGCAUUUGAGGAGGGUCCCAGCGAGAGUCUCUCUAGAUAAUCAGAUGCAUCUGACUGACGAACAAUUUAUUCCAAAAGGAAUAGUGGCCUUCAAGUCUUCUAUAUAGACUGUCAUCAUUGAUGAUAACUGUGAAAACUGACCAGAUCUGUGUGUACCUCUGUGCUGACCUUAACUUGACAUUGUUUAUUUCUUGCUUAAAGACUAAGAAAACUUGCAUUGCACUAUUGAUGACUAUCUAGAGUGAUGAAAGCACUCAGGCAGUGUAUCAUUUCUCAGGGAAGUGAAAUCAAAAUUUGAGCCUACUCCUCUCAAAAGAAGUGUAUUGAUGUAUGUAGGAGCUGUAGUACUUGUGAGAAAAGAUUUGCUGAUAGAAGGAAAUGCAGUCUUGAUGGGUGUUGGGUUCUGGUGCCUCUCACUUUGGGGUGGCCCAUCCACUCGACCAAGCAGGGACCUCACCCCAGGGUGGCGGCUGCCCUGCUUUGCCCUGCCUCCCACUUGCUUUCUCUCCCUGGGCUCCCUGGAAGCCAAGUGGUAGACUCUUGCUGUUAUCUCAAGCCAAAAAGCAUUAGGGCUACCUUGAGUAGAACAUAUUUGCCUGUCUUGCAAUCUAGAAUGGCCAGUUAAGACAUUUUUUUUUUAAUUUGUCUGUCUUUUUGUCUUUCAUUCUUCUGAAAUUAUUGUUAAAACUGUUUGCUUAAAGAAAAGAAAAAAAAAAAAAGACAGAAAAUCCACAGUGACAUGUUUUUGAAACCGAGUAACAUUUCCCCUCUUAUCCUGCUUGUUUUGUUUGGCUAUCGGUUAGUUAUCCAUGACAACACUAAAGAGGAGGGGCCAGUGUUUUUCAAAUUGGUGAACUCUGUUAGGAAAACUGAUGACAGGAUUUAGCUUAUUGCAUAAUUGCAGAUUCAGUGGGCUGUUUUUGCUUGUGUUUGUAUAUUAUAUGCUUCCUCAUGCCCAUAAUGAUUUGACAGGGCCUUGAAACUACUGGGCUUUUCCCCAAAACAUCUUUUUAUAGAACCACCAAGAUCUCCACUUGCUUAAGUAAAUAGGAUCACUUGCUUUUUUGUUUUUUAUUUUGGAAAAGUACAGAUACUCAGGCUAUGAGAUGGGGUUUCCAAUAUUUUUCUCCUACUGCAUAAUAACUGCUGGACUUUCAGGCUCAGCGAAGAGGACUUGCUAGUUCUUAAAUAUAAGCCUCUCCUACUGUAAUAUCAUAUAUUUUUAAAACACACUCAGCCAGCAUUUAUUAACUAUCUUUUCUAUCCCUUGCAUUUGAACAGUUGCCACACUCAACAAGUGACUUAGACUUCAGUAAGCAGCGGUUUACUUUCUUUUGUUAAUUUUUAAAAAAGAUUUUCAUUACAAAAUAAUGCAUAUUAAUCACAGAAAAUGCAAACGGUAUAGGAGGGUAAAAUGUAUGAAGUAUCUCCUGUUUUCCCACCCCAAGCCUUCCUCAAGGUUGAUUCUUCCAGACACCUAACUUUUCUAUAAACAUUUUUAGACUUAAAAAAAAAAAGAAAGAAAAAUCUCAUGGGACCAUCACACAUUUCACUUUUAUGUAGCUCUCCCUUUACCUGAUAAUUUCUGUUGAGCCUCAUGAUUCCAUAACAAUACAGAUUUACGUAAGCUUUCUAGGGACAUUGUGGAAUUCCACAGCUACAUACCCACUAUUGUUUAAACUAUACAUGGUUAGCUACUCAGAAUGGCUGCGUUUAGGCAUGAUUUGACAGGGCUUUUGUGUAGUGCACUGUAGUAACUUAUACAUCUUAUAGAUGUAAAAAAUUUUGGGGUAUAUUAUCCUAAUGGGACAUGAAGCUUGAAUUAGGAGCGGCUAAGUUGCUGGCCCCAGAGGGGAGCCUUUCUCACUGGAGAGUACCGAACCCAAUCCCAGCCCUCCAGAGAGGUUUUUGCAUGUCUGUCUCGGUGGGAUUGUGUCUUCUUAACUGUCUAGGUAGAUGCUGGAUUCCAAUCGCUGUUGUUAAUUCUUUUUCUUUUUUGAUAUUAUACUGCUUUUGAAGUGGAAAUGCCCCCCCCCCUCCCCAGGAAGUGCUUGCAAGCUUGAGCCCCUUCCCAUCUUCUCAUUUUCACAUCAGGUUAGGUUGACAUGAAUUUUUGUUGUUGUUGUUGUUGAUGAUGAUGUUUGGUUUGGUAUUAAUUUUGAGGGAUCCAGUGUAUGAGCUAGAGAAUUAACUGAUUAUGGGCUAUGCUCUGUAAAGAUCCCGACAGCUGUGUCUCGUCUUAGAAGAGGAAUGGCUUCCUCCCUAGACUUGAUAAAGGGGUCUUAGCAACCCAGAAUUUCCCUUGUUCUCAGUGGAUGAUGCUGUAGGUACUUGUUAUGCUAAAGAGCUUUGGAUUGCAAGGGUGAUGUAAUUAUCAAGGCUCUGAAAUGCUCAUUCUUGCUUAUUUCUAGGGGUUUCAUAGACUUAAUAAAGCCUUGGGCAAUAACUGAUGUCUUCUAGAAUGAAGAGAACUAGGGUAACCAGUCUUUUGAAACAGAAAGUUUCGUGUCCUGGGAAACCUACCUUGUCUGUCCCGGACAAAACGGAAUGGUCAAGCACUCUCUAGAGAACCUAGCAAGACCAUUUGUGGCUGCACCCCUGUCUCUGUAUUUGCAAAAAGAUUAUGAGCUAGAAAGAGACCUCCACUGUGAGAAAAGAUUAAAGUCCCAGAGUGGAAUGGGCAGCUUUUCCAGUGUGGAUGUCACUUAGACGCAGGUAUGUCUAGAGUUAAUUUAGAAAAAGGUGCUCCUCAUGCCAAGUCAUGACCCAGGCCGUCUUCCCACCACAACUUUUGCAAAGCCCAGAGCUGGGGCCUCUCUGGGGUUCUUGGUAUGAGCCUGAUGCAGCAGCUCUGCCUGAGAGGCUGAGCUCUGGGCAUGCAAACCCCACCUCCCCAGAAGCCCAUCUGCCUUGUUUGAUUUGGGUUCAUUUUUAUUUUGUAUCAAUUAUUUUUUUAUUAAUUUUUUUAAUAUAAAAAUACAGGUCCAGUUUAAGCCUCCUUUUUAAUCCUGUCUGAUCACAGUUCUCUCCUUCCCUACAUCUGAAAUUGGCAAGAAUUCCUUAAGGCCUAUAUUUUUAUCAUGCAUCCCCCUAAAUAAUUUGUAGUAACCCUUGUGUUCAUUUAAAUUUUGCAUUAAGGCUCUCCUGCAACAUGUAUCCCUCUGUGAUUUACUUCUGUCACAAUUCUGAGUUUGAAAGUGAGCCGCAUUGAGGUAUAUGGAUCUCCGUGCUCAAGCUACUGUUGGAUAGCAUAUCACAUGCGUGCAGGUUAGGGUGAUCUGAUAGAUAAUUGUUCUUUCUGCUUUCAGGUAACACAGGAGGUGAAGUUGCUAGUAGCUGAACUGGAGGAGGAGAGAGAGGAGAUGGGGGGGAGAAGAGAUGCAGAGAGAAAGGCUAACGUGCCCCCUCAAGUAUAAACUCAUGUUUUGCUUUUGAAUCCUCAGACUUAGUGUCCACUGCCCUCUCCUUCUCUCCCCACCCCGGUUUUAUAGGUGAAGGACUGGCGGGGAGGACCCAGGCAGGUGUCUAGACUCGUAAAGCCAACCACCUGCCCCUGCUCUCCUUUCUGGGAGACUCACAGGCAAGUAACUUCAGAGCUCGUAGAACAUUCUGUGGAUAAUCCCUGUAUAUAAUUGUAUGGUGGAUUUUAGCGUGAAUUGAUUUUUCAAAGCACAUCGAGAUUUGUGAUGAUCUAGUGUUUUCAUGUAGCUGAUGAAUAAAGAUUUUUUUUUUAAUAA